Myiozetetes cayanensis is the source of this 772-nucleotide messenger RNA. Its product is annotated as membrane-spanning 4-domains subfamily A member 15-like. The record is from RefSeq and is a predicted model, not a curated record. The transcript is spliced from 6 exons. Gene Ontology annotation, cellular component: membrane. NCBI's taxonomy places the organism in Eukaryota, Metazoa, Chordata, Aves, Passeriformes, Tyrannidae. Bases 1 to 633 code for a protein of 210 amino acids.
AUGGCGGCCACCACGGUGACGGAGUCCGGCGGCGUGAGGAUCAUCACGGAGGUGAUCCCGGCCACAGAUCCCCGGGCGGCACAGCUGGCAUCGGGAUCCGGGUCAGCUGUGCCUGCCAGGACGUGGUUCCAAGUCCAAGGUUUCCGGAGGGCUCAUCCCAAGGUGUUGGGGACCAUCCACAUCUUCACUGGGAUCAUCCACAUCUUAUUCGGGAUCAUCCUGACAGUGUCGGAGCAUGAAAACCCUUCUCUCCCUGUGGCCAGCGGGAUCCUCUUCUGGCUCGGGACCCUGCUCCUGGUCUCGGGAUCUUUGCUGGUGGAAAGUGAAAAGAGAGACAACAUUUUGCUGGUGCGCACCUGCUGCGUGGUCAACGUGGGCGUCGCCCUCGGGGCGCUGGCGGCCACCGCGGUCCACAGCACGGCCAUCACGCGGCUCCUGCCCGGCUGCGAGCGCCGUGUGCCCCUGCAGAUCCCGCCGGAGUGGUGCCUCAACGCCAACGGCAAGAUCCUGAGCAACGGGCUGGAUUCCACCUUCGUGCUCCUCAACCUCCUGGAAUUCUGCGUGGCCGUGGCAGCCCUGGCGUUCGGAUACGAGGCUGUCCGGCAGCACAGCUACACCCACAUGGCGCUGUAGCAACGGACAACCCCCCCACCCUCCCAGGACCACCAGGCCCCCCACAGAGGUGCCGCAUCCCGGAGCGGGGUCACCAGUACCGGAGCCUCGGAGCCUCCCUCGCCCGCCCCAGUGCCCCCAAUAAAGGUGUCUCCCCCCA